This is a messenger RNA of Caenorhabditis remanei, 894 nucleotides long. RefSeq lists its product as uncharacterized. The record is from RefSeq and is a predicted model, not a curated record. The coding region runs from base 1 to 894 and encodes 297 amino acids. Gene Ontology annotation, biological process: regulation of protein localization; signal transduction. Gene Ontology annotation, molecular function: cell adhesion molecule binding. NCBI's taxonomy places the organism in Eukaryota, Metazoa, Nematoda, Chromadorea, Rhabditida, Rhabditidae. The transcript has 6 exons. Gene Ontology annotation, cellular component: adherens junction.
AUGACGAUGGUGUCAGAACGUGAACAACUCGCUUGCCUUGUGCAACAAUGGAACGAGAAUCGUCUCGAUUUAUUUCAUCUUUCGUAUCCGACAGAGGAUCUUGAAGUCGAGGGAGUCAUGAGAUUCUAUUUUCAGGACGGAGGUGAAAAAGUGCUGACAAAAUGUGUGCGUGUCUCCUCAACGGCCACAACUCGAGCCGUCGUCGACGCUCUAUCCGAGAAAUUCCUGCCAGAUCUGAAAAUGCUCUCGAAUGACACGUAUUCACUAUGGGAAGUGCAUGAAAAUGGGGAUGAAAGGAAGUUGGGAGACGAAGAGAAACCACUGGUUGUCCAGUUGCAAUGGCAUAAAGAUGAUCGAGAAGGACGGUUUCUGUUGAAAAAGGAUAAGGCGGCGCCGGUGACGUUGAUGAAUCUCCAAGAAGCGGAUCAAAAGACGCGAUUCGCAAAGAAGAAGGACAAAGAGCCGAAGAGCAAAAAGCAUCAAAAAGAAUUCGUUUCAGUGCAUGUAAAUGGCGGACGAGAAGAGGCGCAAUCGCAAGAUGAUAUCUAUAAACAAGUGCCUUUCAAUACAUUCACUCGAACUAUUUCAAAUCCAGAAGCUGUUAUGCGGAAGCGGAGAGAGAAAAAGUUGGAGACAAAGUUGAAGGAAAUGACUUUUGGCGGAAGUCUAAAAGUGUACGGUGGCGAGAUUGUGCCGACUCGUCCGUACGUCUCAAUUCUGGCAGAAAUCAACGAGACGGCCGAUCGAAUUUUGGCAGCCGCAUUGGAAAAAUAUGGAUUAGAACAGUCGAAAGAAGAUUUCAUUCUUAUUGAGAAUGUUGUGGAAAAGAAAACGAAUUUCGAAAAACUUUUUUUUGUCUCAAUUCGUAAAAGAGGCGAUGAGAGAAGAGACUGA